Messenger RNA from Cyprinus carpio (common carp), 1797 nucleotides. RefSeq names its product GLIPR1-like protein 1. The record is from RefSeq and is a predicted model, not a curated record. Lineage: Eukaryota; Metazoa; Chordata; Actinopteri; Cypriniformes; Cyprinidae.
UGAACUUUUGCGUGAGGCAUGAAGACAAAGAGUCCCGCGCAUCAUAUUUUUUUUGUGACACGGUGGGCGGUUCAGUUUUAGUCCUUCAAAAAGCCCCCUGUACGAAGAAAGACAGACAGACACGGAAAGAGAGCGACAGACAGAGAGAGAGGGAGAGAGAGAGAGUGGGCAAAUCCACGGCACCGUGACGCACAGGUCAGCGCGUCUCCUGCAGUGAUGCUCCAUUGACUCAUUUAUCCAGAGCGAAGCAGCGCGGCUCAGGACACUCUCCUGCCAUGGACUCUCUCGGCGGUCUUCUCUUACGGAUAUCGGUGCUUCUGUACGGCUCCUGCGGCGUUCUGUCUCUCUUACCGGAAAUAACGGAACCCGAGUUCAUCCGCAGGUGUGUGCUGGCGCAUAACGCGCAGCGCUCGCGCACCUCUCCACCUGCGGCCAGUGCGCGCUCAAUGUCCUGGGAUAAUGAAUUGGCCAAGGGUGCAAGAGACCGAGCAAGACACUGUAAGGCCUCUCAUCACCCUGGGCUGGCACAUUUCGGGCACCCGCUGUUCGGGUGGAUGGGUGAGAACAUCUGGCUGGGGGCUCCGUUUUCAGCCUUCUCGGUGGAGAACGCCAUACACAGAUGGAGCAAAGGAGGAGCUUACUCACUCAAAAAUAACAACUGCUCUCGCUUGUGUGGCCACUACGCACAGUUAAUGUGGUCUACAAGCUUCAAGCUGGGCUGUGCUGUAAAUGUGUGCUCUAAAGGAAUUGAAAACUUCUCCAGUCACCCAGAAUCCACUAUUUUUGUGUGCAACUAUGGCGACACGGGACACGUUCAUGGUGUUACUCCAAAUAUAGCAGGUGUGUCCUGCAGCGGUUGUGGGUCAGAGAUCUGCCGAGACAACGUCUGUAGAUAUGACUGGUUCCCUGGGUGGGACUAUGGCCCUCCCUCUUCAGCCUACAGUAUUUCCUAUUGGCUAAUUAAUCUUGGACUGUGUCUACUAGGAGUUUGCUGGCUACUCCACUUUUAUGAAACACAUUAAUGUCAUCAUGUGAACCUGUUAUCUAAUGUCUCAAAUUUGAACCUUAAAAUUUGCAUCUCUCCAUAAUUUCGUUGGAUAUAAAAUUAGCAAUCACUGAAAUAAUAAGAAGAAAUCUGUCUAUAUAUAUAUAUUUUAUACUCUUACUGCUUGUCUUCUGUGUGAUUUUCUAGCCUUCAGACUCAACCUCAUUUCGAAAGUGUGUUACAACCUCUUAGGAUUAUGAAGCGUGAAUAUGAGUGUGUGUGAUAGUGAAGAUACACAUCAGUACAGUGCCUGUUGUGUGUUUCACACACAUAUAAGCAACGUAGUCACGACACAUUCCUGAUGAUUUUACAGUCACCAUGGAAAUGGGUGCACGUAUAGCACACUGUAGGCCGUGAGUGAGAACAGCUAUGAGUCACGAGUUACAAAUUAUAUUUUGAAGUAGUUGUGUGUUUAUUUUUCUGAGUAAUUAAUCAGCAGUGCUCUAUUAGUGCAUGAGUAAUGUGUCAUUGAUGGUUAUAUUAUUUUAGGAUGUCUGUACACCUGGGCUAAUGACACAUAGGGAUGUCAGAGAUGAAGAAAAUGAGAAAUACUUUAAAAAUUUGGUUAAAAAUGCAUGAGUCAAGUUCUUAGACAAAAACAUUUAAUAAACAUGCUUCAUUGGUUUCUGAAAAAUAUCUAAACAUUUAAUGAUGGUCAAGUGCACUCAUUAAGUAAAAAUCAAUUACAUUUUUGUUAACACACUGAAUACAUGACAGAGUCAUUAAAUAAUAAUGAAUUGUUGAGUCUUGAA